UUUCGUAGAUCUAUUUCUACAUUUUUGUCUGAGUUUAGCUACAUUCGCGUCGCUUUGAUUAUGUUUUCAUCUUGUUUAGAUUGAUAAUUGUUUAUGAAGGUUUAUCGUUUCUCUUUCUGAUCGAACGAUUGGAGCUUUGUUUCUUUUUAUUGACUUCUUCAUUUUGAAGGCAGGCUACGAUGAAGAAGGCCUUAGGCCAAGCUGUUAGAGACCUCAAGCGAGGAGUUAAUAAGAAAGUUCUUAAAGUUCCGGGAAUAGAGCAGAAGGUUCUUGAUGCCACCAGCAAUGAGCCCUGGGGUCCUCAUGGAUCACUUCUUGCAGAUAUUGCCAUGGCUACAAGAAAUCUUCACGAAUACCAGAUAAUCAUGGCAGUAAUCUGGAAACGUAUAAACGACACUGGAAAGAAUUGGCGUCAUGUUUACAAGGGUCUGACUGUUUUGGAGUACCUUGUUGCCCAUGGAUCAGAGCGUAUGAUAGAAGACAUAAGAGAACGUGCAUCUCAAAUAUCGAGUUUGUCCGACUUUCAGUAUAUUGAUUCCAGUGGAAGAGACCAGGGUAGCAAUAUCCGAAAAAAAUCUCAGAGCCUUGUAGCUCUAGUCACCAAUAAAGAAAGGAUAAUUGAAGUAAGACAAAAGGCUGCAGCUAACAGGGAUAAGUUACAAAACACACCAACAGGUGGAAUGCAUGGGCCAGGUUCUGGGGGACAGGGGGACAAAUAUGAUUAUGAUUAUCAAUAUGGUUAUGGAAAAGACAGGGAAUACGGUUAUAGAGAUGAUGAUCGGUAUGGUAGAUAUUCAGAUGCUAAUAGUCGUGACGGAGAUCGUUAUAGCAGAGAUUAUGAAGAUCGUAAUGCCAGAGAUGAUUACAGGUAUGAUGAGCACAGAGGUAAAACUAGAAACGUCGAUGGUAAUCAACAUGGCACAAGAAGUAGGAGCUCUGAUAGAGACCGUGCUUUUGAUGAUGAUGGUGCUUCAUCUCGGGGCAGCAGUGCUAGAGCUGAUAAUUACUCUCAAGAUGGAAGGCAGCAUGAGCAGAAGUUCUCUGAACAAAAAAAUGGUGCUCCUCCUUGUUAUGAAGAAGCAGUAAGUGAAUCUCGGAGUCCUGUCCAUGUUGAAAGGGAUGGAGAAACUUCAGUACCAGCUGCUUCCAGGUCGUCUUCUCCUGCCACCAAUAACUCUAACGAAGCAACCUCUGACUUUGGUAUUUCGGCAUCCCCAUCAAAUAAAAAUGUGGAGGCUUUCAAUGAACUUGAUUCACGUGUUUCAGAUUCAGCUGCACCCACUCCUGCUUCUACGCCUGGCCCCGCCCCACCCACUGCCGCUCCCACUGCUUCAACCAGUUCCGAAAUAGACUUACUUGGUGAUCUGUCAGAUUCAUGGGCCGUGGUGCCAACUAUACUUGAAACCUUUGCACCUGAGCUUGAUACCCAUGCUAAAUCUAGUGCUAUGCCCUCCUUUGCUGCCAAGCAAUCAACAUCCAACUCUGGAAAUCAGGGUUUUGAUGAUCCAUUUGGUGAUGGUCCUUUUAAAGCUUUCCCUUCGUCGGAUACUGCCUCAACUCAGCAACAAGUAUUAGUUUUCAUGACUACUAUGCAGCCUACAAUGAGCCAAAAUGCAGAAGCAACUCAGCCAUCUGUAAAAUCCGAGAUAGUCACAGAUUUCAGAUUUGGGGAGUCAUUCUCUGCCAAUGCUUAUUCUGCUCCCAUUUCCUCAAAUGGUCAACCUCAAGUGAAUUCACAAUUUUUGCCUCAAGAAUUGUCAGUUUCAUAUCAGGAAAAUGAUAUAUUGGUGGAUAUUCUUCCACCCUCUGGACCUGUAAAUGAUGCAGCUUCACAUACAGCCCUAUUUGCACCACCAGUAGCUACUUAUGGUCAAUUGGCACAGCCAGCUAUUUAUGGCCAGCAUGCACAAUCAGGUGAUAGCAUGUACCAACUCUCACAGCCAAGUACUAAUCCUUAUAGUCAGCCUGCGCAACCCAGUUCUGAUCCAUAUAGCCAAAACGAGCAGUCAAGUACUAAUCCAUAUGGCCAACCUGCACAGCCAGAUGCUAAUCCUUACAGCCAGCCUGCACAGCCGAAUGUUAAUCCUUACGACCUGCCUGCUCAGCCAAAUGCUAUUCCAUAUGGCCAGCCUGCUCAGUCAAAUGCUAAUCCGUACAGCCAGCCUACACAGCCCAGUGCUAAUAUAUACGACCAGCCUGUACAGCUAAGUGCUAAUCCAUAUGCUCAGCCCACACAGCCAAGUUCAAAUAAUGGAUAUGGUAAUUUUAUCCCCCAGUCUGUGUCUACUGUCACUCAAAUUCCGGGAUCUGCAGGACAGGGCAGCAAUGGGAGCUUAAUGGUAGGUUCUAAUCCUCCUGUCAGUUCACAAAUGGCUCCUCGACCUCAAAAUCCUACUGUACCCGCUGCUCAGUUCAACAGUGGAAAAUUUCUUUCACAGCAGGGCUCUGCUAUGCCAGUUGGUUCGCAGAGUGCCAGUCAAACCACAAAUGGAUCAGGUGCACAUAAUAACAAUGAUGUCGUGGGAGGCUUCCUUUCACAACCAGGAUCAAACACUUCAAUGGCACCACAGACAGCUCCUCCCUCAUCAACGGGAGCACUUGCUAGAGUUCCGCAACCAUCAAAGGAUAAAUUUGAGCCUAAGUCAGCAGUUUGGGCUAAUACAUUGAGCAGAGGACUGGUCAAUUUGAAUAUAUCCGGACCUAAAACAAACCCAUUGGCUGAUAUUGGAGUUGACUUUGAUGCUAUUAAUCGGAAGGAAAAGAGGUUAGAAAAGCCUGUCCAGACUGCUGUAACAAGUACUAUCACGAUGGGUAAAGCUAUGGGAUCCGGUUCUGGGAUGGGUCGUGCUGGGGCUAGUGCUCUAAGAGCACCAGCAAAUCCUAUGAUGGGUUCUGGUGUGGGUAUGGAAAGCGGAAUGGGUGCUGGAUCUGUCAGGGGCAUGGACAUGGGAGGGUAUGGCGGUAUGAAUCAACAACCAACGGGCAUGAAUCCAGGCAUGGGGAUGAAUAAUAUGGGUAUGAAUCCAGGCAUUGGGAUGAAUAACAUGGGCUUGUAUCCAGGCAUGGGGAUGAAUAAUAUGGGCAUGAACCCAGGCAUGAGGAUGAACAUGAUGAGCUCGGGCAUGGGGAUGAAUAUGGGAAUGGGGCAAAUAACUCACAUGCAAUCCCAAAGUGGAAUGCCCGGCAGUUACAACCCAAUGAUGGGUUCUGGUGGCUACUAUCAACAGCCACAUGGCGGUGGUGGUUACCGGUGAGAAAUCAUUGUGAGAUAAGAGUGACUGAAGUUGCCUGUGUGCUUGUGAGAGAAAAGAGGCUGCCACAGCAAAACCCAGAUGACAUGUCGCCAUUGAACACCAGCGUCAAGCUGUAAUUUUGAAGUCACACAUUCUAUCGGCAGUGGCCUGAUGCGAUCAAUGUUUGAUUCAUCUCCUAUUAUUUCUCA
Messenger RNA from Hibiscus syriacus, 3442 nucleotides. Its product is annotated as clathrin interactor EPSIN 2-like. The record is from RefSeq and is a predicted model, not a curated record. The transcript is spliced from 15 exons. Gene Ontology annotation, biological process: endocytosis. Bases 180 to 3254 code for a protein of 1024 amino acids. Gene Ontology annotation, molecular function: clathrin binding; phospholipid binding. Gene Ontology annotation, cellular component: plasma membrane; endosome; clathrin vesicle coat. NCBI's taxonomy places the organism in Eukaryota, Viridiplantae, Streptophyta, Magnoliopsida, Malvales, Malvaceae.